Messenger RNA from Eruca vesicaria subsp. sativa (arugula), 3003 nucleotides. Lineage: Eukaryota; Viridiplantae; Streptophyta; Magnoliopsida; Brassicales; Brassicaceae. The record is from the annotation of a GenBank genome assembly.
AUGCAAAGAAUCUCCGAAAAUCUGGAGUCCACACCUCAUGAUGCCUCUGCCUCUGCCUCUGUACCUGCAGAUAUCGAAAUCGUUAUCGGUGCCUCUGCCCCUGCACCUGCAGAAGACUUAGUAGCCGGCACUAAUGUUCAAGAUGGUGACUCAGAAGCUCAUCAUCGCUGGAACUCGUGUUGGUGCACGUCCUUGAUGUCACGGAGGAGCAAACCAAAUGUUGAAGCAGUUGAAGGGUUGUCAUCUCUGCUGAAGAGUGACCUUGGAAAGGGCAUAGAACGGCGCGAUGAUGAGAUGCUGCAACGUAGGAAGGCUUUUGGGUCAAACACAUACCCUUCCAAAAAGGGAAAGACUUUUUGGAGCUUUGUCUGGAAAGCUUGUCAGUUUCCUCUUUCCUUGGUUAUGAUCAUUGCUGUUGUAAUCAAUUCACUCCUCCUGCGAAUAAAAAGAAAGGCUAUCCACGAUGGAUUGUAUGUCGAAACUUGUGCCAUUUCGGCCACUGUCCUUGACAUCUUUUUGAGAGCUUUCACCGAGUACAAGCAGUCUCGUCAGUCUAAAAAGGCUAGUGAGGAGAAGAGAAACGUACCUCAAGACGUUAUUAGAAGUGGCAGAAGACUCUCGGUUUCUUCCUAUGAUAUUGUCGUCGGCGAUAUUGUACCCCUCAAGAAUGGUUGUCAGGUACCUGCAGAUGGUGUCCUGUUUGUUGCAAACUCGUUGAGGAUUGACGAGCAAGAAAUAACUGGCUCACACUUGAUUGUUCAAAAAGAUAUUCUAAAAGAUCCAUUUCUGUUAUCUGGUUCAAAAGUGAUAGAGGGCAUAGGUACAAUGCUGGUUACAAGUGUUGGAAUGAACACUGAAUGGGGGAAAAAGAUUGAGACACAACCUGAGAUUGAUGAAGAAAAACCCUUUCAGUUAUACGUUAAACGGCUUGCAAUUUCUGCUAGUUGGUUAGUCAUUUCGCUAGCUUCUGUUGCCUGUAUUGUUCAGUUAAGCCGAUACUUCAAUGGCCGGACCAAAAAAUCAGAUGGAACUCCAAUGUAUAUCACCGGAAGUACCACUUUCGAUGAAGCAAUGGAAUUUGUGAUAAAAUCCCUUAGUUUUGGGAUGGGAACAAUAAUAGUGGCAAUGCCUGUUGGACUUUUUAUAGCAGUUCUCUUGAACCUUGCAAAUACAACGAGAAAAAUGAUGACAGACAACGCUUUGAUGUCCGUGGUUGAUGUAUGGGCUGGAGGAAUAAGAAUGCAAGAUAUGGAUGGUGUUUCACAAUUUCCCUCGAUUCCUACAGAACUAAUAAUAGAAGGCAUUGCCCAAAACACAAAUGGCAGUGUUGUUUUUGAAACGGGAGUCACUGAACCUGAGGUGUAUGGAUCACCAACAGAACAAGCCAUUCUUAGCUGGGGGAACAAGUUGGGAAUGAAGUUUGAUGAGGCUAGGUCAGGAUCACCAGUCCUUCAUGUUAUACCUUUCAAUCCAAAAAGGAAAUAUGGAGGCGUUGCAUUAGAGGUUGGUACAGGACACCACGUCCAUUGGAAAGGAUAUGCAAAGGUUAUUCUUAAUUCAAGCCAAUGGUAUAUGGAUGGGGCCAACAACCGCAUAGCUAUUGGUGAACAGAGACGGGAGAUGGAAGGAAUAAUUGGAGACAUGUGUAUGAGAGGAAUGCGUUGUGCUGCAAUUGCUUAUCAAUCCUAUGAGCUGGGAAGUCUUCCAACGACCGAGGAAGAGCUUUCUACACUACCUCAAGACCUUGUUUUGUUAGCUAUUAUUGGUAUAAAGGAUCCUUGCCGGGAAGGCACAAGAGAUGCGGUCGACUUGUGCAGACACGGAGGUAUCAAGGUUUGCAUGGUAACGGAGGAUGACGUCUUGACGGCACAAGCAAUGGCAAUGGAAUGUGGGAUACUGAGGGAUAUGUCUGGCCAAAAUGUAAGGACAGCAGCUCAGUUUUGUGAUCUAACUGAUCAAGAAAGAGAGCAGAUCUCCGGAGACAUCUUAGUUUUGGCUCAAGCCUCUCCUGAGGACAGUCUUCUGCUUGUCAAAGCACUGAAGAGAAAAGGGCAUGUAGUUGCAGCCACUGGGAUGGGAAUACAUGAUUCAAAGACACUACGCACGGCGGAUGUUAGCCUUGCAAUGGGAAUCGGAGGGACUGCAGCAGCAAAAGAGAAUGCCAAUAUUAUUAUACUGGAUGACAGUUUUGCUACUAUUGUCAAGGUUAUCCAAUGGUGUCGCUAUAUAUACACCAAUAUCCAGAGAUAUGUUCUAUUCCGGCUCACUGUGAGUGUAUCAGCCGUGGCCAUCUGUGUGAUCGAGGUUGUAUUUCAUGAUGCAUUUCCACUUAAUGUGGCGCAGCUUUUGUUGGUUAAUCUUACUGUUGACAUCGUUGGUGCACUAUCGUUGGCUUACAGACCGCCAGCUCGCAAGCUAAUGGGAAAGCCACCAGUGGGUAUAAGUGACCAUCUUCUAACCAAGACGAUGUGGACCAAGAUGGUGAUGCAGGUGAUUUACGUAGUGUUGUUGCUGGCCUUCAUACAUUCUGAUAGUCUAUUGAAGCUGGAUCAUGGUCAAACUGGUGAUUCUGAAAAAGUGAAGAACACAUUUAUAUUUAAUUCUUUGGUCUUCUGCCUGGUUUUCAACGAGUUUGAAAUCCGAAAUGGAAACCAACCCUUGAAAGAAAUCCUCAGAGACAAUAUGUUUGUCAUUAUUAUAACGUCAACCAUUAUUUUGCAGUUAAUCUUUAUAGAGUUCCUUGGAAUAUUCAUUUCUGCGCUUAGGCUUGACUUGAAAAAAUGGCUCAUCUCCGUCGUUUUGGGAUUUCUCAGCCAGGUAGCAACUCGCUUCCCUUUGGAAGCUCACCCUCCUAAGCCUUUGUUUCUUGACCCACAAGAAAACUUGAGGAGGCCAGAAACAAAGGAGAGGAGACUUGUCUCAAUCGUUCUCAGUGAAGACCUUGAAGAUAAUCACGGAAACGUCUUGAGUACAGCCUCGGAUCAGAGGCUAAGAUUGAAGUAG